This is a messenger RNA of Nannizzia gypsea CBS 118893, 1257 nucleotides long. RefSeq lists its product as hypothetical. Lineage: Eukaryota; Fungi; Ascomycota; Eurotiomycetes; Onygenales; Arthrodermataceae. The record is from RefSeq and is a predicted model, not a curated record. The coding region runs from base 1 to 1257 and encodes 418 amino acids. The transcript has 2 exons.
AUGACAACUGCGGAAGCAUCGGCAGAUCGCCAUGCAAGACGACGACCAUUCUCCCACUGGAUGAAACGCCUCACCAACCUCAAGAGUUCUUCAUCUGACAGCAACCCAAACAAUGCAUCGAACAAGCGAAACGGGGCCAGUACGCUGACAAAAAACCGAAAAAAUAACAAUCCAUACCUAUCCGGCCCUGUAGAUAGAAGCUCCGGAGAACAUACGAACGGGCACCUCUCCUUCUCUGAGCCAGCAAAUAGUAUACGACCCAGCCAUUUGUCCCAGUACGAUGAUCCAUCUCCCACGACUGGAGAUAAGUCUGCGGCUCCCACGCUCUCCACUACUGGCGAAACGACAGUCUCUGAAGCAGGCUAUUCCAAAGCCGGCACCUGCACUACCGGCGGCAAUGGUUUUAAUCCCGCUGGUGGCGGAGAAGGCAGCACCUUUUCAUCCCCAUCGCCGUCAGUACGCUCGUUGACUACAACCCUGACAACAAUUCAAUCGGCCGCUCCAUCAACCCAGCUCAACGCAACUCAAAAUGUGAAUCAUUAUUCCGCCGGUAUGGGCAACGAACAUCACGGAGGAUUCCACCAUGCCACUACUCAACAUCCAGGCGUCCAAUUUACACAUCAGUUUCCCACCUCACCCAUUACCGCAGUUCCGCCACAUCUCGCUGUCAAUCCAAACCCCACGACUUAUUCGAGCGCCACAGCAAAUAACCUUCUGACUGAUAACGCAUCAGUCCUUACCCUAGCAUCGUCGUCCAAGCGCCGACGACGAAAUUCUCUUGAUACAAAUGCAUCAGUUCUGGCACUUGCGCCCUCAUCUCUCUUUAGCGGUAGCCGUGAGAGCUUACCGCUCAGUAUGUUGAGCGGACACAUGGGUGGUGUUGCCGGAGUGGAUCAGAGCAGCUCCUCUACACACAAUGUAGCAGGUUUGUUGAACCGAGGCGGUGCUUCAAAUACUGAACGAGCCAGUGUCCAUUCCAUGUCUGGAAUUAUUGCCACUGACCGAGGCAGUGUGAGAAGUGGUAUUCAUUCACACCACGGGCGAAAUGACAGCAUCACCGGAAGUAUUAGCAUGCAGGUUGGCAACACCAUCCCCGGAGCAUCUGGACGAAUCAGCCGCCGUGGAUCCGGCUGGGGUGAGAUUGUUGAUUCUGAGGAUACUGGGGAUGAAACCCAACGUGAAGAAUCCGAUAAGGAGGCCGACGACAAAGGACAUGCGGACGAGAAAUCAGCAGAGAAAGAUAAGAGAGAAUGCUAA